This is a messenger RNA of Portunus trituberculatus (swimming crab), 3228 nucleotides long. RefSeq names its product DNA primase large subunit-like. NCBI's taxonomy places the organism in Eukaryota, Metazoa, Arthropoda, Malacostraca, Decapoda, Portunidae. Gene Ontology annotation, cellular component: alpha DNA polymerase:primase complex. The record is from RefSeq and is a predicted model, not a curated record. Gene Ontology annotation, biological process: DNA replication, synthesis of primer.
AGAAGUGCCGUUACAAAGGACGAAUGUUUAGCCUCAGUGACUGUGCGCUAAAUGUAAACAAACACUGAUGCCUUUCUACAUUAAGUCCAACCACCACCACUAUCACCACCACCACCACCAACAACAACAACAAUUAGUCCAACCAACCCCACCGCAUCUAACCUGAAACUGUAACUGCAAUUGAGGCUGUGACGCACAACCUGCAUGGCCUCAACAAACACCAAGAAGGCCCAUAGAUCGCUAUUCACUACCUGACAGAAAACUUGGAAAUAUAUUAAUUUUUAUUAACUAAAUGAACAAGAAAUAAAGACCAGAAAAAAGUUUAUAGGAGCACUGGCCUGAAAGAAGAAAACCACAGCCACUAAGAAACUAAAACUGUGAAAAAUAAUAAAAGUGAAAGAUUAAAGCAACAGAAAAUUAUAAUACAUAAGUUCAGGAAAACGAAAACAGUGGGAGCUGAGGCCAAGGCGUAUCACACGAACACUACUGGACUGGAAACAAACACUGCAGCAAAUAGAUCACCACCUGACCACCUCGUAUCCCUGCCUCCUAUUAUUCACUGCUCACUGACUCAUCCCGUGGCGGAAGAAGGACGAGGGAUCACAAGUACUACGACUAUAUGACGAUAAAGAUAUGGAGAGGAAAGUUAUAAAAUGUGCUUGGUCUUAAGAUACAUAACUAGAAGAGAUUGGAAGACCGUUUGAGAUACUAAACUGAUGCAGAAAGCAAUCCUAUAAGACGGGAAAUUGUAAGAUCUUUAGGAUAAGUGCACCCUUGACGGAUACAAGGGCCUCCCUUUGCUGCCCUUUGUAUUGACAGAAUAUAAAAACAACUUCAAGAACCAUAGGAAAUGAGCUUCUACCUCCUGCCUCCCACUGGCAUAACGUCACUGCAUUCACUCAUGAAAGAUGCAGAAACAAGGCUUCUUUACCUAUGUCAGCUUCACCAGCGCUGGGGUGACAGUGAGAAGAUUCAGAAUCUUUUCCGUGACCACCUCAACCUUGCCUUCAACAGUGACUGUCUCAUUGAAGGCACAGAGAAGGACUGCACAACGUCAUACAUGCUCAAACUUGCAGCUUUGGGUGAUGGAAAAUUUCAAAGUUUCCUGACCAAUGCGGAAACAUUAUUUCUGGAACAUCGGCUGGUGUGUGGAGGAGAAGCAGCAAUAAGGGACACCAUAUCAGAGGCACUGACUCACUCAGGUUUUGCCCUGGAGAGUGUAUACCUCACACAUUCGCAACGUGUAUUUAUUCAACAACUACAAGAAGUGUUAAGAAGUCUUGUGGUUGCUGGAAUGAAUGAGUGUGAGGACCGGCAGCUGUGCCACCACUCUGUUAAAGUUCCAUGGACCCUGGUGCUGCCCAUGGUGAAGACCCGCAGUGUGGUGCUGGAGGCAGGCCAGGCAGUGGUGGAAUGCUCUCAGGUGGUGCAGUUAUUAUGUCACCUCUUUGAGACAUUAUUUGUUCAUGGGUUCAAGCAGCUAAUUGCCAGUAAAGUACACGAGGACAUACUAGAAGAUAAAAGGAUUGCUGCUGUCAUGAAGAAUCUGUACAGAUUAUACAGAGAACAUCAUGUGGGAAAGAUCAUGAUGCCCUCAAGAUACCUGAAGCACACACAGAUAGAAAAGGGGAGACAUUUUCCAUUGUGCAUGCAGGAGCUGCAUAGAGACUUGAAGAGUCACAAUCGACUCCGCCACUAUGAAAGAUACCGGUUCACUUUGUACCUGAAAGACAUUGGGUUGCCUCUGGAUGAGAAUAUUGCUUUCUGGGAAAGUUACUACAGCAAGCCUCACAGCAGCGGCUCAGGCGGCUGCCAGCACGCAUGGGAAAGCAGCAAGAAACGCUAUGCAUACAGCAUUAGGCACAUGUAUGGCUUGGAGGGACGAAGAGUCAACUGUGCAUCACACUCCUGUUCUAAAUUACAGCAAAUAGAAUCUCAUUCCCAAGAGAGAGGUGGGUGUCCCUUCAGUGCUUACACGCCUGACCAGGUGAUGCCUUUGCUGCAGCCGCUGCUUGGUGCCAACACUCAAAUUGAAGAUGUCAUUGUCAAGGAGAUGACAGCUGAGAGACCCUCUGCUGCCUGUAAGACCCUCAUGGCUUUUACGUUACUUAAAAUGCAGCAAAAAGUAGCCAAUACCACACCUGAUAGUGGUUUGGAACAAGUGGGUAAUCGUAUCACAGGAAGGAAUGGAUGUUCAAAACUGGUUGGACCUAGGUGUGGUACACAUGACCUCAAUGCUGCUUCUGAGUGUAGGUCAGUGCUGGCCACCAACACUACCACCACCACCAUCACCACAACAGCUACUCAGAGAGAGGCAAGUGGCACCUCACAAAUCCCAACCAUGAGAGAUGCUAGUUUGUGUUCGAGUGGUGCCAAAAGAUGUACGAGUGAAAACAGUGAGUGUGAGGCAGCUCUGGUCACCACUACCAACACUGCUACUAAGAGCGAGGCUUGUGGCACCUCACAAACCCCUACCACAGCAGACGCUGGCUUGCACAUGAGAAGUGCCAAAGGAUGUUUAAGGGGGAGUGCAGUGUGUGAUACUGGCUGUCCUGGCAAAACUAAUACUGCAGGAGGAAAAUUUGUAGUUGAUAUUGAGGACAUCACAGCCUUGAUGCCUCAGUGUCUCUUUAACAGACCAUCACAGUAUUACUUAAAGGUUGUCAAUGGUGAGAAGUCUUGACCUAUCAUCAUUAAGGUUAUUAAGGUUGCAUCGUGUGAUGUGAUUAUAUGAGUAUGAGUGUGAUUAUGAGAAAAAAUGAACUAAGGCAUGUUAGGUGGAUGGUAGAGUAACUAAAUGAGAGAUCAAAACAUAGAUUUUUAAUAGAUACACUUUAAAAAACUUGAAAUUAUUAGCUAAGGACUUAAAGAGUUUUUAAAAGAUAGAUCCUAGUAAAUCUUAAAUUAUUGUUAUUGGUCAUUAAGCUUUAGUAGAGUUUCAAGGGACUGACUCAAGGAAACCUAAAAUUAUUGAUAAAGGAUCUUUAGAAUUUUAAGAGAUAGACUCCAAGAAACAUAAACCUAACAUAUUUGAUUGAGGAUCUCAUCCACAAUUUUAAAAGGCAGAUUGCGGAAAACCUAAAAUGAUUAAUUGAGUAUCUUUAUUAGAAUUUUAAAAGAUGGACCCAAGGAAUCCUAAACUUAUUAAUUUAGGAACUUGGUAGAGUUUUAAAGACGCAAUUGAAAAUAAUGUAGUAAUAUUACAUUUUGAUGAAAAAGGAUUUUUUA